Messenger RNA from Trichosurus vulpecula (common brushtail), 1319 nucleotides. RefSeq names its product transcription factor E2F5. Gene Ontology annotation, cellular component: RNA polymerase II transcription regulator complex. Gene Ontology annotation, biological process: regulation of transcription by RNA polymerase II. Gene Ontology annotation, molecular function: DNA-binding transcription factor activity, RNA polymerase II-specific; protein dimerization activity; RNA polymerase II cis-regulatory region sequence-specific DNA binding. The transcript has 8 exons. Lineage: Eukaryota; Metazoa; Chordata; Mammalia; Diprotodontia; Phalangeridae. The record is from RefSeq and is a predicted model, not a curated record. Bases 1 to 1017 code for a protein of 338 amino acids.
AUGGCGGCGGCGGCGGAGCCGGGGAGCUCCGGCCAGCAGCCGCCGCCGGGCCAGGGGCAGCCCCCGCAGCCGCCGGCAGCGCCCCCAGGCGGCGGGAGCGGUGGCGGCGGGAGCGGGGGCAGCAGCCGCCACGAGAAGAGCCUGGGGCUGCUCACCACCAAGUUCGUGUCGCUGCUGCAGGAGGCCAAGGACGGGGUCCUGGAUCUCAAGGCGGCUGCAGAUACUUUGGCUGUCAGGCAAAAGAGAAGAAUUUAUGAUAUUACCAAUGUUUUGGAAGGAAUUGAUUUAAUUGAAAAAAAGUCCAAAAAUAGUAUCCAGUGGAAAGGUGUAGGUGCUGGAUGUAAUACAAAGGAAGUUAUUGAUAGACUGAGAUAUCUCAAAGCAGAAAUUGAGGAUCUGGAGCUAAAAGAGAGAGAACUUGAUCAACAGAAAUUAUGGCUUCAGCAAAGCAUCAAAAAUGUUAUGGAUGACUCCAUUAACAACAGAUUUUCUUAUAUAACUCAUGAAGAUAUCUGUAAUUGUUUUAAUGGAGAUACACUUCUUGCAAUUCAAGCACCUUCUGGUACACAGCUGGAGGUACCUAUUCCUGAAAUGGGCCAGAAUGGACAAAAGAAAUACCAGAUCAAUUUAAAGAGUCACUCAGGACCUAUCCACGUGCUACUCAUUAAUAAAGAAUCCAGUUCCUCUAAGCCUGUGGUUUUUCCUGUUCCUCCACCUGAUGACCUCACACAACCUCCUUCUCAAGUCUCUUCUCCAGUGACUCCACAGAAACCUAAUACAGAGACCCAGAAUCUGCCUGAACAACACACCCUUACCAGAGGUCAACAUCUCCAGCAGACACCAGUUCCAGACACACCCUCAGGAUCUAUUAGUGGUGAUAUCAUUGAUGAAUUAAUGUCUUCAGAUGUGUUUCCCCUUCUACGGCUCUCUCCUACCCCUGCUGAUGACUACAACUUUAACCUGGAUGAGAAUGAAGGAGUGUGUGAUCUCUUUGAUGUACAGAUACUAAAUUAUUAGGUUCCACAAGAACUAUUUGGCCUGUUAUCUACCUCUAACUACAUACUAUAACAUCCUAGAUGAUUUCUUCAUAACCUAAGUGUUUAAAAUAAUGAAUGUAACAACUUUUUUAGUUCACUGACUCUGGGAGUAUUUUUUCCUUUUGUUUAAUUAUUUACUUCACAAAACUGUACCCAAAAGAACAAAAGGGCUUUGAUCUCUUCAGGGCAAAAAGUGACUUUGCAAGUUUUUCGGUUUGGUUGUUUUUUUCCCAGAACAAAAUUAGAGUCACAAAAUUGUUGUGGGGGGUGGGAGGGUGGUUA